UGUCAUUAUCACUUACAUUUUUCCUUUUUCUUUUUUUGAGACACCAAAUGCCGCAUGAUAGGACCUAUGAUCCCUACACGAAUCGCAAUGUGGCAAAACCAAUUUCAGAAAUUGGAGCGUUUAUUUUGCUAGUAAAAUGUAUAAUAGGGACUGGUGUUCUGGCAAUGCCGUUGGCAUUUAGUUAUUCCGGCACAGUUCUAGGAAUUGUUCUCCUUACCUUAACUUCAAUUGUGUUUAUCCAUGGAAUACACAUGCUGAUCUAUUCAAUGGUGGAGUGUUCGCGCCGAGCUAAAGUUGGCUACACCAGCUUACCAGAGGCAAUGGUCUACUCCUUUUCCCAGGGUCCCAAGUUUUUUAAAUAUAUUUCCAAGGGAGCAGGCCUUGUGGGGAAUGUGGUUUUGUGUCUUUCCGCCUAUUUAGUCUGCGUGGUAUACUUGGUAUUUGUGGCCGUCAACACAAAAAUGCUGGUAGAACGUUAUUUUCCAGCAAUAGAUAGACGGCUCUAUAUUCUUAUAAUCGGACUAGUAUCCAUUCCACCAUUCUGCAUUAUGCACCUCAAAUACCUGAUACCGUUCAACUUUGUGGCCAAUAUACUGAUCUACAGUGCCUUCGCCAUGAUGUCCGUCUACAUCGCUCAGGAUCUGCCGCCGUUAUCGGAUCGUAAUACUUUCGGCGACAUCGCGGAGCUUCCGUUUUUUUUCAUAAGGGUUUUCUUUUCCGUUACCUCGGUGGGCGUGUUGCUGGCAAUCGAGAAGAAGAUGUCCAAGCCUAAAAACUUCCUUGUUUGGUACGGCGUAGUCAAUUCGGCCUUCCUAUUAGUGAUCAUCUCUUAUGUCCUUUUUGGAUUUUUUGGCUACUGGCGCUACGGAGAAUUCGUGGAAGCCCCCAUAACACUUAACCUGCCCCACGAACCACUGGCUAUGGCCAUUCUAAUAGCCUUCACCGUCGACGUCUUCCUGUCGAUACCCCUCUGCGGAUUCGUGGUGAUCGAUAUCAUAAUGACGCACUUCUGGAACAAAAAUGGCAACCUGAAGCAUCCCCUGCUAAAGGAGCUCGUAUUGCGAAUUUGCUUUAUGAUGCUCGCAACCCUGAACGCAGUUGUCCUUCCUGAUUUGAAACCCUUCGUUGGCGCCUUCACCAUUUCGCUGCUGAACCUCAUAUUCCCGGCUUUCCUCGAGAUCUGUUUGUAUUAUCCGCGGGAGUACACCUAUGGUAAACUGAAAUGGAAACUGGUCAAGAACAUUCUCAUGAUUAUUUUCGGGCUUUACGUUUUAAUACAAGGCAUAACAAUCGCCAGCUCCAACAUCGUCAGGUUUUAUGGUGGCAAACCUCAGACCACUACAGAAAGUUCAAAACCAGCCCCUGAAAUGGAGUCCACUGCCGCUAAUGAAAGCGCCCUAAUAACAAUCCCCGGCUUCUACUUAAUCAAGAUUUUGGGUACCAUGCCUCAGAUCACUACAGAAAGUUUAAAACCAGCCCCUGAAAUGGAGUCCACUGCCGCUAAUGAAAGCGCCUUAAUAACCUUCAAAACCACUGAACCAUCCGAAGAUUAUGCUAUUGAGUUUCUAUAAGUGAGCCCGUUUUUACGAAAGAUCUGGAACAUCUAGAAGAUCGUCAUAAGAUUAUUUCAAAGCUACUAUUCCGAUGAAAUAGAAAAUAGAUCAGCAAUUUAACAAUCAUGAUGACCACAGUGAAAGCAUAACAAAAUAAUGUUUAGGGUCCAAGGAGUAUGUUUUUGAAUCAAGAUCAAAUCCCUAGUAUUUGUCUUUAGUGGAACCUCCUGGAAAUUGGUUUACCUUCGGAGGAAAUGCACAAUCGCUUAGCAGUUUUGUGGCGGCAGUUCUUAUGAUUUGUUCGUCAGGUGGUUUCCCCACUUUGCCACAUUAUUGCCAAUGUGGCAAAGUGGGGAAAUGACAAUGACAAUGAAAAUGACAUUCGGAGAGCUAUGAUAUGAUCAGUAUGUGUUGAUUGCUGCCUAACAUAUAGUGAGAAAAAUGUUCAAGCAAAUAGUGAAGGCUAGAUUUACUUCUAGAAAGUGGAUUUGUUAAAAACAUCAAUUACAAUUAAUAAAAGCUGCAAAUUGGAAAUCAAA
Messenger RNA from Drosophila ficusphila, 2092 nucleotides. Its product is annotated as glutamate transporter polyphemus-like. The coding region runs from base 48 to 1571 and encodes 507 amino acids. Gene Ontology annotation, molecular function: amino acid transmembrane transporter activity. NCBI's taxonomy places the organism in Eukaryota, Metazoa, Arthropoda, Insecta, Diptera, Drosophilidae. The transcript has 7 exons. Gene Ontology annotation, biological process: amino acid transmembrane transport. Gene Ontology annotation, cellular component: vacuolar membrane. The record is from RefSeq and is a predicted model, not a curated record.